Scomber japonicus (chub mackerel) is the source of this 744-nucleotide messenger RNA. RefSeq names its product 3-monooxygenase/tryptophan 5-monooxygenase activation protein, gamma polypeptide 2 (gene ywhag2). The transcript is spliced from 2 exons. Gene Ontology annotation, biological process: signal transduction. Gene Ontology annotation, molecular function: protein kinase C binding. The record is from RefSeq and is a predicted model, not a curated record. NCBI's taxonomy places the organism in Eukaryota, Metazoa, Chordata, Actinopteri, Scombriformes, Scombridae. Gene Ontology annotation, cellular component: cytoplasm. Bases 1 to 744 code for a protein of 247 amino acids.
AUGGUUGAUCGCGAGCAGCUGGUGCAGAAAGCCAGGCUGGCUGAACAGGCUGAGAGAUAUGAUGAUAUGGCAGCUGCUAUGAAAUCGGUAACAGAACUGAACGAGGCCCUGUCCAAUGAGGAAAGGAACCUCUUGUCUGUGGCUUACAAGAAUGUGGUGGGCGCCCGUCGCUCAUCCUGGAGGGUCAUCUCCAGCAUUGAGCAGAAGACCUCGGCUGACGGAAAUGAGAAGAAGAUUGAGAUGGUCCGGGCCUACCGGGAGAAGAUUGAGAAGGAGCUGGAGGCCGUGUGUCAGGAUGUGCUCAACCUCCUGGACAACUUCCUGAUCAAAAACUGCAAUGACACGCAGCAUGAGAGCAAAGUGUUCUACCUGAAGAUGAAGGGCGACUACUAUCGGUACCUGGCUGAGGUGGCCACAGGGGAGAAGAGGGCCACAGUGGUGGAGUCGUCGGAGAAGGCCUACAACGAGGCCCACGAGAUCAGCAAAGAGCACAUGCAGCCCACCCACCCCAUCCGUCUGGGCUUAGCUCUCAACUACUCUGUGUUUUACUACGAGAUCCAGAAUGCCCCAGAGCAGGCCUGUCAUCUGGCCAAGACCGCCUUCGACGACGCCAUCGCCGAGCUCGACACCCUCAACGAGGACUCCUACAAAGACUCCACUCUCAUCAUGCAGCUGCUCCGAGACAACUUGACACUGUGGACAAGUGACCAGCAGGAUGACGAGGGAGGGGAGGGCAACAAUUAA